AGCGUUGUGUGCGCCACUUUAGCUCUGAGCUAACAGCUAUACAAAUCUAAAAACAGAAACGGCAGUUCUGUAUUUUUAAAUCGUUUAAUUUUUUGAAACACAUCUGCCCAACAGACAACACCGGGACAAUGAGUUUACUGGCUAAAAUCGCCGAAAUUGAGAACGAGAUGGCUCGUACUCAGAGGAACAAGGCCACAGCGCAUCAUUUGGGGCUGCUGAAGGCUCGACUUGCAAAACUCCGGAGAGAGCUCAUCACUCCUAAAGGAGGUGGCGGUGGAGGCCCUGGAGAAGGCUUUGAUGUCGCGAAGACAGGAGACGCACGUAUUGGCUUCGUGGGUUUCCCAUCUGUGGGCAAGUCGACUCUGCUGAGUAACCUGGCUGGAGUGUACUCCGAAGUGGCUGCCUACGAGUUUACCACGCUGACUACAGUGCCGGGGGUCAUCCGUUACAAAGGAGCCAAAAUCCAGCUCCUGGAUCUUCCAGGUAUCAUUGAGGGCGCUAAGGACGGUAAAGGUCGAGGGCGACAGGUUAUAGCAGUGGCUCGUACCUGCAACCUGAUCCUGAUCGUACUGGACGUGCUGAAACCUUUGGGCCACAAGAAGCUGAUCGAGCACGAGCUGGAGGGCUUCGGCAUCCGGCUUAACAAAAAGCCGCCCAACAUCGGGUUCAAGAAGAAGGACAAGGGAGGCAUCAACUUUACAACUACAUGCGCACAGAGCGAACUGGAUGGUGAAACAGUGAAGAGCAUCCUGGCCGAAUAUAAGAUCCACAACGCUGAUAUCACCCUGAGGAGUGACAGCACAGCGGACGACCUUAUAGACGUGGUGGAGGGGAACAGAGUUUACAUCCCCUGCAUUUACGUCCUGAACAAAAUCGACCAGAUCUCCAUUGAAGAGCUGGACAUCAUCUACAAGGUCCCUCACUGUGUGCCCAUCUCCGCUCACCACCGCUGGAACUUUGACGACCUUCUGGAGAAGAUCUGGGACUACCUGCAGCUCGUCCGCAUCUACACUAAGCCGAAGGGGCAACUUCCCGACUACACGUCCCCCGUGGUUCUUCCCGACGACCGAACAGCAGUCGAAGACUUCUGCCUAAAGAUCCAUAAAAACCUCAUCAAGGAGUUCAAGUAUGCGCUGGUGUGGGGCUCCUCGGUCAAACACAACCCACAGAAGGUGGGCAAGGAUCACGUGAUGGAGGACGAGGACGUCAUUCAGCUGGUCAAGAAGUAAAAAGACUCUGUGAUCGUUUGCAUGAUACGGCGAGUCCCGAGACGUCUACGAAAAAACCCAAAAGACGAUAAUCACGACUUCAACCUCGUCCGGGGAGCGAGGCAGCGUCAUCGGUCGUCUCUCACUCUGUUCUUUACUUGCUUUGGACACGAACAGAAUAUAUAAGAAGUGUUAAUGUUGCGUUUCUCCUUUAUGACGUGAAUACGCUGCAGCCAAAUUGGUUGAAUGUUGUUAAAUAAAAGGACCCAACUGUAUCUAUAGGUUUAAAUAAAGUCUGAAUAAAACCUGAAA
Trichomycterus rosablanca is the source of this 1520-nucleotide messenger RNA. It is a transcript of the gene drg1, whose product is annotated as developmentally regulated GTP binding protein 1. The transcript is spliced from 9 exons. Bases 129 to 1229 code for a protein of 366 amino acids. Gene Ontology annotation, cellular component: cytoplasm. Gene Ontology annotation, molecular function: GTP binding; GTPase activity. Gene Ontology annotation, biological process: cytoplasmic translation. NCBI's taxonomy places the organism in Eukaryota, Metazoa, Chordata, Actinopteri, Siluriformes, Trichomycteridae. The record is from RefSeq and is a predicted model, not a curated record.